Pseudozyma hubeiensis SY62 is the source of this 249-nucleotide messenger RNA. RefSeq lists its product as hypothetical. Bases 1 to 249 code for a protein of 82 amino acids. NCBI's taxonomy places the organism in Eukaryota, Fungi, Basidiomycota, Ustilaginomycetes, Ustilaginales, Ustilaginaceae. The transcript has 2 exons. The record is from RefSeq and is a predicted model, not a curated record.
AUGCAGAAGGGUUGCAGCUUCGGCUUCCUUCCUUCUAUACUUUCACUCGACUCGACUCAUCUGACACAGAGCUUCCCUGGACAGCGUAGAAGGAGCAUCGACGGCACAAGCGCAACGGCGAGAUCGCUCUCGACACAAUGGCGAAAGUUUACUCCUUCUGGGUCUUCGACCGUCAUUGCAAUGCCAUAUACCACCAAGAUUGGUCGCAUCUACAUGCAGCUGCCUCCUCAGCAUCGGGCGGCCCGCUGA